Fonsecaea nubica is the source of this 1464-nucleotide messenger RNA. RefSeq lists its product as hypothetical. The record is from RefSeq and is a predicted model, not a curated record. The transcript has a single exon. NCBI's taxonomy places the organism in Eukaryota, Fungi, Ascomycota, Eurotiomycetes, Chaetothyriales, Herpotrichiellaceae. Gene Ontology annotation, cellular component: protein kinase CK2 complex; cytoplasm. Gene Ontology annotation, molecular function: protein kinase regulator activity. The coding region runs from base 1 to 1464 and encodes 487 amino acids.
AUGUCUCAAACUUCUUCUCAGAGUCCAGAUAGCUGGAUCGGAACUUUCUGCAACCUGGUCGGCCAUGAAUAUUUUGCCGAAGUCAGCGAAGAUUUCAUCGAGGACGAUUUCAACCUGACGGGAUUGCAAGCCCAAGUCCCCAUGUACAAGGAUGCAUUGGAAAUGAUACUUGAUGUGGAACCAUCAGAAACCAAUUCGUCAGCUCUGUCAGAAGAGGAGGAGGAAGAAGAGGAAGAAGAAGACGAUGGCAUUCUGGGCGAUGAAUUGGACGAGCCAACUGCGAAUCAAAACGGGGCAUCGAGGCGACAAUCCGGAGGCCCAGCAGGCGGUAGAAGACAUGGUCGGACCUCAUCUGAUACUUCCGUUAUUGAGUCAUCUGCGGAACUUCUGUAUGGUCUGAUACACGCUCGGUACAUCACGUCAAGACCUGGGAUUCAACAAAUGAUGGAGAAGUAUGAAUUGUCACAUUUUGGCUUCUGCCCUCGGGUGUAUUGUGCCGGGGCAAAAGUGUUGCCGGUCGGUCUGACGGACACCCCUGGGCAACAGACAGUCAAACUCUUUUGCCCGAGCUGUCUGGAUGUCUACACUCCCCCGAACUCUAGAUUUCAGGCCGUCGACGGUGCCUUUUUUGGGACGACGUUUCCAUGCCUGUUCUUCAUGUCCUACCCAGACUUAGACGUGGCCCCAAUUAAGAAACGAAAUCCCCGAGAUCCCAGCGGCCAAGGGAAUGAUGAUCUCGAAAGCACCUUGAGUCCCAAUGAAGGGAAUGCCACGCGUGGAGGCAUAACGGCCAGUCGAAGUUCGAGCCUGACCCUACCUCAGGCCCCAGCGAUUCCUGGUAUCACAUCGACCAAGGACGAGAAGACCUCUCUCUCCGCGAUGACUCAGAACACUUUACCUCCGCAACCAGCAACGAUCAAUGGAAUCGCCACCCACAACCUUGCACCUGGUUUAGGGAAAGGUAAGAUCUAUGAGCCCAAAAUUUACGGCUUCAAGGUGUCGGAACGAGCGAAGAGCGGACCCCGGAUGCGUUGGCUCCGGUCCAAACCUCUAGACAUUAAUGAACUCGACGAAGCAAGACUAUGGCAUGAACGAUAUGGUGGCACAGUGGACGGUGACCCUGACGAAGAAUUGCGGCGCCUACCAGGAGGAACACAGGACAACGAAGAUGUUGACGACGAUGAUGAAGAGGAGGGAGAGGAAGAGGAAGGGGACGACGGCGCUGGAGAAGGCGCUGACCAAGACGGAGAUGCAAUUAUGGCCACCCAGGGCCAGAGUCAGACGCCCAUGGCUCAAAGCAGUCAGCGGGGCAAGUCAAAACGAGAGCCUGAUGCCGAUGGGGAUGCGUUAAUGGCUAGUCAAAGUCAAGGCGGUGGUCGAGGCAAAUCUCGACGGAAGCCAGGGACAAGGGGUCAAGGAGUUGACGUCUCUGUGCAACAAAGGGGCGAAGGAAAUUGGAUAUGA